AGAGCCAGGAGAAGCUGCACCUCCCCCGCGGCCUCCCCAGGUCCCCAGCCCCGAGCGGCCGCAGCGGGGGUGGUGGGGGCGGGGCCGUGCGGGGGAGGGCAGAAGUGCCCAGGGAGGUGCUUCCGGGACAGAGGGCGGGCAAGAUGGCGGCCCCCAUGGAGCUGUUCUGCUGGUCAGGAGGCUGGGGACUACCGUCAGUGGACCUGGACAGCCUGGCCGUGCUGACCUAUGCCAGAUUUACUGGUGCUCCACUAAAGGUGCACAAGAUCACCAACCCCUGGCGGAGCCCUUCAGGAACUCUGCCUGCCCUUCGGACCAGUCAUGGAGAGGUCAUCUCAGUACCACACAAGAUCAUCACCCACCUUCGAAAAGAGAAGUACAAUGCUGAUUAUGAUCUGUCAGCCCGGCAAGGGGCAGACACCUUGGCCUUCAUGUCUCUACUGGAGGAGAAGUUGCUCCCAGUGCUGAUACACACUUUUUGGAUAGACACCAAGAACUAUGUGGAAGUGACCCGGAAGUGGUAUGCAGAGGCUAUGCCCUUUCCCCUCAACUUCUUCCUGCCUGGCCGCAUGCAGCGGCAGUACAUGGAACGGCUGCAGCUGCUGUGUGGGGAGCAUAGGCCUGAGAAUGAGGAAGAGCUGGAGAAGGAGCUGUACCGAGAGGCCCGGGAGUGCCUGACACUUCUCUCUCAGCGCCUGGGCUCUCAGAAGUUCUUCUUUGGAGAUGCCCCUGCCUCCUUGGAUGCCUUUGUCUUUAGCCACUUGGCCCUGCUGCUACAGGCAAAGCUGCCCAGUGGGAAGCUGCAGGCCCACCUGCAGGGGCUGCACAACCUCUGUGCCUAUUGCACCCACAUUCUCUGCCUCUACUUCCCCUGGGAUGGAGCUGAGGUGCCACCCCCACACCAGACACCAGUAGGCCCAGAGACUGAGGAGGAGCCAUACCGGCGCCGGAACCAGAUCCUAUCUGUGCUGGCAGGACUGGCAGCCAUGGUGGGCUAUGCCUUGCUCAGCGGCAUUGUAUCUAUCCAGAGGGCAACGCCUGCCCGGGCCCCUGGCACCCAGGCCCUGAGUAUGGCUGAAGAGGAUGAAGAGGAAUGAUUUGUCCUCAUUCUCCCAGGACUUGUUUUUCUACUGUCAUGCAUUCCAGAGGCCCCUGUACCUCCCCAUUGUUGGUACAGCCAGAAAUGGGGUGCUACCCCCCAGAAUAAAGCUGCUCACACUGAGUGGGAUCAAA
Molecule: messenger RNA, 1233 nt
Organism: Cynocephalus volans (Philippine flying lemur)
Lineage: Eukaryota; Metazoa; Chordata; Mammalia; Dermoptera; Cynocephalidae
Gene: MTX1
Product: metaxin 1
Exons: 8
Coding region: 144-1097 (317 amino acids)
Biological process (GO): mitochondrion organization
Cellular component (GO): cytoplasm; SAM complex
Source: RefSeq, a predicted model, not a curated record